UUCAUUCAUAUGAUUUCAUUUGCAUUGAAUCUCAUAUUAUUUUUCCAUUUGUUUCAAUCGAUAAACUUUUUGUUUGAUUAAGUGUUUUAUCAAUUGUUUCUUAAAUUAGUCUCAUAUUUGAAGAUAUUUUUAGUUUGUUUUAUAUAUAAUUUGUUUAAUAUUUUUUUUGUUUUGUAUAAUUUGUUUCAACACUUAUAUUAAUAGAUAUGAAGUCUGAUUUUCCGCUAUUACCCAAAAUAGUGAACGGAGGCAUUGCGGGUAUAAUUGGCGUGACAUGUGUUUUCCCGAUUGAUCUAGUAAAGACUCGUCUCCAGAACCAACGAAUUGGUCCAAAUGGACAACUCAUGUAUAGAUCAAUGUUCGACUGUUUUGCCAAAACCUUUCGCAAAGAAGGCCUCUUUGGUAUGUAUAGAGGAAGCGCUGUUAAUAUACUCCUUAUUACACCCGAAAAGGCCAUCAAAUUAGCGGCAAAUGACUUCUUUCGACAUAAACUAACGGAUGAAAAUGGGAGGCUAUCCAUUCCAAAAGAAAUGAUCUCCGGAGGUGCGGCCGUGACCACUCCUAUGGAACUGUUAAAAAUCCAAUUACAAGACGCUGGAAGAGUUUCGGCCAAAGGAGCCAUUGAAGGGGGAGAAGCCAUCGUUGCCACCUCUGCGACAGCCAUUGCUCUCAAACUGAUUAAAACUCGAGGAAUACUCGGUCUCUACAGAGGGACGACAGCAACAAUGCUCAGAGACGUCUCAUUUUCCGUCAUAUAUUUUCCACUCUUUGCUAAUCUCAACAAAUUAGGCCCAAAACGAAAGGACGGAGGAUCGGUGUUUUGGGCAUCAUUUUUGGCCGGUUGUUGUGCGGGAUCUGUGGCCGCCGUCUCUGUCAACCCCUUCGAUGUCAUCAAAACACGUCUUCAAGUGUUGAACAAAGCUAAAGGAGAGGUGACUUAUAACGGCAUUUUGGACGCCUUUAUUAAGAUCUCGAAAAGUGAGGGCUACGGGGCAUUCCUGAGAGGCGCCGGGUGUCGUAUAAUGGUCAUCGCACCACUCUUUGGAAUCGCACAAACGGUUUACUUCCUGGGCGUCGGCGAGUUUCUGUUGGGAAUCAAUAAAACAAAUUAAUGGCAAUUAUGUGAAGAUAUCUCUAUUUUUAUGUUAUUUACAAAUAUUUAGAUAAUUGAGUUUUUGUUCAGAUAUUUUUACAAUGUAUUUUUAAUUUAUAUUUAGAUCUUAUUAUUGUUUAGACUAUUAUUUAAAACGAUGAGAAACUCAGUAUUA
Molecule: messenger RNA, 1268 nt
Organism: Oppiella nova
Lineage: Eukaryota; Metazoa; Arthropoda; Arachnida; Sarcoptiformes; Oppiidae
Source: the annotation of a GenBank genome assembly